AUGGAUAUUGCAACUUGUGUUGGCCUUGCUUCGGUUGAAGCUGCAGGAUUGUCUAGACGCACAGCUUGGCUCACUGUACCACCGUUGAAGGUCUUUCUUGGCCUUUUCGUGCUGCAUUAUGUGAUAAUCAAGAUCUAUCGGUUUAUCCUAUAUCCAAAUUUUGUCUCUCCCUUGAGACAUGUUCCUGGACCCAAGAAUCUCAAUCCCCUCCUUGGACAAGAGUACAACAAGUACACAUCGCCAUCUCCGCUUACAUGCUCACUCGAGUGGUCCAAGAAAUGGCCAGACGCGCCCUUCAUUCGAUAUCUUUCUGUCGCAGGGAAGGAGGUCCUUAUGUGCAACAGUAUAGAAGCGUAUAAGGCCGCCCUCCAGACACAUUGCUACGACACCAUCAAGUCACCGUUCUAUUCCAAGCUGGUAAAGGAGAUAUCCGGUGUCGGCCUGCUCUUUGCCGAAGGGGACUAUCACAAGCAGCAGCGACGAUUGCUUGUAGGCCCGUUUUCGGUUCCGAACAUGAGAAAGAUCCUACCGCUUUUCCAUGACAAAGCCCGAGCCCUUGCAGGGGUUUUUGACGACAAAAUUGAUGACAAGGGUUUUGGUUCACUUGAAGUGAUGUCUCUUUUAUCCAAGGUCACACUAGAUAUAAUCGGUGUUGCUAGCCUCGGCGUCGAACUCGAAGAACUAUCAGGAUCAGGACCGGGGUUUUCGCAGCAUUAUCAUGAAUUACUCCACCCAGGCCUACUGGGACGCCUCAUUUGGAUUACCAAUGCAUUCGUUCCAAUCCGAGGAUUCCUACCACUAGAAGCGAACCGGAGAUGGACAAAUUCGAGAUUGCAAAUACGUAGCAUGCUACGUAGACAGAUUCGGAAGAGAGUUCGUGAAAUGGACGAGGAUAUCACUCAAGCUUUUCCGAACAAGGACCGAGAUCUGUUGACAUAUAUGCUUGAGGAGGCGAUCUCACACAAGGAGGAGACAGGGGAGAUUCCCUGGACUGAAGACGAGCUUAUUGAGCAUUUGGUGAUCUUUACGGUUGCCGGGCAUGAAACUUCAGCACUCAUGCUUACAUGGGCUUUGUAUGCUCUGAGUACCGAUCCGGCCAUCCAGAGUAGACUGCGCGUUGAGAUUAUGGAGCUUCUCGAAAAGUCGCCAAAGCCAGAGUAUGACGACCUUGCUGGCUUGGCAUUGCUCAACAAUUUCUGCCGCGAAGUUCUUCGAGUCUACAGCCCAGCAAUGAUUGUAACCCGUGAGUCCAUAAUAGACCUUGUCAUCGAAGGGCAGUACAUCCCAAAAGGAAUACAAUUGGACAUGCCGCCGUCCGUGAUGCACUUCCAUCCACGCAUAUGGGGCGAUGACGCACACACAUUUGACCCCGACCGCUGGGACAAUCUGACUGGGGAUGCAGCAAGUCCUUACGCGUGGGAGCCCUUCAUUCAAGGGCCAAGACAGUGUCCUGGGAAGAAUUUUGCCCUGAUUGAGAUAAAGGCUAUACUGGCAGCGCUCAUAAGUAGAUUCCGAUUUAUCGGGAUUGAGAAGUACGAUGGCAGUGGAAAGUUGAUGACGGAUGAGGAAGCCAAACUUGGCCAUGGGGUGAAGCCAGAAAACCCAAGUCUUACCUUUUCCCCCAUUGGAGGCUUGACAGUGAGAUUUGAAAGGAUCUGA
Molecule: messenger RNA, 1659 nt
Organism: Neoarthrinium moseri
Lineage: Eukaryota; Fungi; Ascomycota; Sordariomycetes; Amphisphaeriales; Apiosporaceae
Exons: 6
Coding region: 1-1659 (552 amino acids)
Molecular function (GO): iron ion binding; oxidoreductase activity, acting on paired donors, with incorporation or reduction of molecular oxygen; heme binding
Source: RefSeq, a predicted model, not a curated record